Messenger RNA from Aspergillus costaricaensis CBS 115574, 804 nucleotides. RefSeq lists its product as uncharacterized. NCBI's taxonomy places the organism in Eukaryota, Fungi, Ascomycota, Eurotiomycetes, Eurotiales, Aspergillaceae. Bases 1 to 804 code for a protein of 267 amino acids. The transcript has 3 exons. The record is from RefSeq and is a predicted model, not a curated record.
AUGGGAAAGCACAUUGUCUAUGUAACCGAUGCGAAGGGUCUAACAUUGUCUAUAACCAUCGCCGAGUGCUUCUACUGUCUCGCCAUCUGCUUCACCAAGCUCUCCAUCCUAACAUUCUACGGUCGGAUCUUCCCACAGCGAUGGUUCCGCCUCAUGACCUGGUUCAUGGCCUUUGUCGUGGUUGCGUACAACUUCUGCAGCGUGCUCGCCACCUGGCUACAAUGUGUUCCUCUCUCUCACGCCUGGGAUCCUUCCGUGCCCGCCACCUGCAUUGAUUACUACGCCGUCGUGGUAUUCAGCGGCGUGACAAACGUCGUCACUGACUUUAUCAUCCUGAGCAUGCCCCUCUCUGUUAUCCAUCAACUACACAUGAGCAGUCGCAAGAAACGCAUGCUGGCGUCUGUCUUUGCUCUUGGAUUUGGAACCUGUAUCGCCUCCAUCCUCCGCUGCAUCGAAGCUCAAGCCCUCAACUCCACCGACUCCAGCUGGGACCUGCAAGGCGCCAUCGACUGCACCUCCGUCGAGAUAUGCGUCGCCAUGAUAACGGCCUGCAUGCCCUCCAUGCGCCCGCUGGUCUCAAAGAUAUUCAAGUCGAACGCUACCCAGGCAAACUCGAAGAUGGACCCCACGGUUGGGACUUAUAAAAUGUCGACGCAGAAGGGGACGCGCAGUCGGGCGGACCGCGGUUGGUCGGCGAUUGAUCAUGAGGAGAUACAGAGGCUUCCGGAGGAAAGGUCCGCCGAUGAACUUUCGUUGGGGAGUUUGAAGCAGGCGUACCGUGCUGAUGUUAGGCAGGCGGUGUGA